CGCGAACGUUCACGGAGCGUCAUCUCGUCCGUGCGAUCACCGAUCUCCGUCAUCUCGCGCGAAUUUUCCGCGACGCCAAGUUUCGCCCGGGUAUCAGAUUCCCUGUAUCUGCCUCUCAUCUCGCUCGAGAGAUCGGCCGCGUUCGCGAAUCGAAGGAAAAAAGAGAACCCGAGACGAGCGUGAGAACCGGCGAGCGAUUUACCGUUGACAGGCCCGUCCGCGUGUCGAUUGACUUACGUCCGGGCGCUUCGCAUCGCGUGGUUACUGGAAACAUGUAAGACGAGACGAAGGGAGAACGGAGUUCGGGAGAACGAAUCUUUCGACCGAACGCGGCGAGGACAUCGCGAGACGAGGAACCCGAGAAAGGGAGAACGUGAGUCCGCGCUCCGGGCGCGCGCGUUUCAGAGAGAUCGCUCGAUCCCGCGUCAAUCUUGUCAUCAUCGUUGAUCGUCGGCCGACGGCCCGCAUCUUGGAUUCGGACGCACACCCAAGUCCGAUACCCGUCGAUUCCGUUCGCGUUCGCGAAGAACGAGAUGCGAGACGCGGACCAUCGUCGGCGGCGCGUGUAAGAAUGCGAGGCUAAAAGGACCGGUACGACCAGAACGACGAGCGCCACGUAGCCUCCUCUCCUUCGCGCUUCCACAAGGAAGAUCUCGACCUCGGGGAUUCGGCGGUAGUCGGUUAUAAGAGAGUCCGCACCGGAUUUGCCGCACGCAACGCACGCUCGUCAUGUCAACGAGCUACCUGCUCGUGUCUUUGCUGAUCGUCGCGUGGCAAAGCGGCGCGCAAGCCAACUGGUGGUACUUGGGGCUGGAGCCGAGGCUGACAUCCGGCUCGAACCAAGGGAGCGGCGUCGACCCGCAGACGCAGAUCGCCGGCGCGGGUGUGAUCGGUCCAGCGAGUGCCGAAAAGAACUGUAAGAACGCGCACCUGACCGCCAAGCAGCAGGCAAUAUGCUCCCGCUCGCCACCCGUCCUGCAGGCAGUCAGUGCGGGCGCUAGGCUCGCUAUAGAGGAGUGUCAGCACCAGUUUAGAUCAGCGAGAUGGAACUGUUCCGUCAGCCCGGAAAAUCCCGAGAACGUGUUUGGCGGCGUCACGUUAGUCAAUAGUCGAGAGGCCGCAUUCAUAUAUGCCAUAUCAGCAGCCGGGGUCGCUUACAGUGUCACGAGAGCUUGUUCCAGAGGCGAGCUCACCGAUUGCUCCUGCGACAAUCGAGUGCGAUCACGACGUCCGAGUAAUUGGCAAUGGGGAGGAUGCAGCGAGGAUAUACACUUUGGUGAAAAGUUUUCGCGAGACUGGUCCGAUAGUGGAGAAGAACCGGUGAAGGAAGGUGUUCUGCAUGGACCGAAGGGGCUGGCUGGUCAGUUGAUGAGGAAACACGAUAGCGAGGCUGGUAGACGUGCAAUUCGCUCUAGGAUGCAACGUGUAUGCAAAUGUCACGGUAUGUCCGGUUCGUGUAGCGUGCGUGUGUGCUGGAGAAGACUUCCGGCAUUCAGGAUGGCCGGAGUCGCUCUGGCAGCCUUACACGAGGGUGCCGCUCUGGUACGAUUGGCUCAACGCGGUGGAAGAAGAGCACCCAGACUCAGACCAGCGCGUCCUGAUCUUAAACGACCAAACAAAACGGAUUUAGUUUAUCUCGAGGACAGUCCUGAUUACUGUGAAAGAAAUAUUACACUCAGCAUUCCCGGUACACGAGGAAGAGUAUGCAAUCGGACGUCUCUUGGUCUUGACGGAUGCCGACUGUUAUGCUGCGGCCGAGGCUACCAGACGCGAGUGCGAGAUGUCACCGAGAAAUGCAAGUGUCGAUUCGUCUGGUGCUGUCAAGUGAAGUGCGAGUUGUGUCGACAUACACGAGAAGAGCAUGUGUGUAACUAGACGAUAAAUGCAUUCCGGAGUUCGUUCGGCCUAUUUAUAGGAACGCGCUCAUGUUUCAUUCUUUAAGUUUGACUUAAUUAAUCGUUGUCACGUUGCUUUACGUUGUAUAUCCUCGUUAAAUAACGCCGAAAGAGGCUAAACAACGAUAUGUUAUGUCGAUGCUGUUUCCACCUGAUAUAAUCAAGUAGUAAGUUCGAUUCCUUCAGCUAUUGAUCGCAUAAGCAAAGCACAGUGUACGCUCUUAUUGAGGCAAAUACUUCGAAAGUGAAUUCGCUUAAACUUAACGUUAAAGUAUUUGCUUCUGUAAGAAACUAUAAAAAAUAUAUUUGACAAAUUAUACGAGUUGUAUAUUAUAAUUCGAUACAUGCGCAUCCUUUUAUAAAAUAGAUUUUGAUUAUACUUUCUACUGAAAAUAUUUGCUUCAUUGUUACCCAUAUAUGUAUAUGUAUGAUCUAUCGAUUUAAAGAUCAUUUUCAACAGCUACGAUACGUUUUUAUCUAUAAAGAAGUUAUAAAGAA
Camponotus floridanus (Florida carpenter ant) is the source of this 2393-nucleotide messenger RNA. RefSeq names its product protein Wnt-1. Gene Ontology annotation, biological process: canonical Wnt signaling pathway; neuron differentiation; multicellular organism development. Bases 730 to 1875 code for a protein of 381 amino acids. Gene Ontology annotation, molecular function: cytokine activity; frizzled binding. Lineage: Eukaryota; Metazoa; Arthropoda; Insecta; Hymenoptera; Formicidae. The record is from RefSeq and is a predicted model, not a curated record. Gene Ontology annotation, cellular component: extracellular region. The transcript is spliced from 7 exons.